AGAUUUGUUUUCGCUAUCCUUUCAAACUAUUCAUGCAUGCUUUAACCACUUUCUUGUUUUUUAGCUUUCCAAGUCAAUCCUUCUUGCUUCGCUCCACAAACGCAACCGUUAGUCAUUCCAAAUUCUCUUAGCGACGCAACAUUCAUGUGUGUAAGACUGCGCACGUCGGACUGCCGAGUCGUGACAUAUACCAGCUGACCAGCCUAACGCACUUUGUUUCUUACCCCCUUUUUGUUAAAGUAUUCCGUUUAUCGGGUGAGAGCGGGAAAGAAGAAAAAAAGGUAUCUUUACGAGUUUAUACGUAUAUAUUAUUUUUUGCUUGUAUGACGUGCGUGUGACCAAAGGACCUAGCAUGGUGUAGUCAUCCGCAGUCCCUACCGCGUUUUUCUUUGUCUGCUUUCUUUUGCUCAACGGGCUUUAAAAACACCAAAAAAAGCUUCAAGGUGCAGACACACACACACCUGCCUUUUUCUUCUUCUCGUUUUUUCCUUCUUUCCACGACCGUCAACUACCUCCUUCCGUUGAUUCAAGAUGCCGCCGAAAGCACCGAAGGGCGCGCCCAAGGCGGCGGGUAAGAAAGGCCCGCCCAACGCCAUGCUGGCGAAGCUGAAGAUGAAGAUGGAGCUGCAGAAGGCAGAGGAGGACCGUCUUCGCCAGGAGGCCGAGGAAGAGGAGCGCCGCAUCCGCGAAGAGGAGCGGCUGGCGGAGGAGCAGCGCAAGUAUGAGGAAGAGGAGCGCCUGCGGGAGCGGGAGCAAAAGAAGAAGGACGAGCAGCUGGCCCGCAAGGAGGCGAAGAAGAUGGGCAAGAGCGACGCCUUGGAUCGAAUGCGUGCCGCGGGCAUGGUGCUGCCGGAUGUGGAGAAGAUCCGCCACGACGAGGAGAUCCGGAAGGAGACGGAGAAAAACGCGCCGCCGAAGCCGAAGCCGAAGCCGAAGCCGGCGGUGAACGGAACCGCGGCACAUGCGCAACAGCUGCAGCAGUCGGACGAGGAGGAGGAGGAGGAGGACGCAAACGCGGAGCAGUCGGAGCCGUCGGAGUCGGACGCGGAGGUGGACGAGGACGACUGGGAGGCCGUCAUGGAGCGCGAUGAGCGCCGCGAGGUGCGGCACACCAACAACGUCCGCAUCCGCACGAAGCGCACCGAGCGAAAGACGGCCCGCAGGGAGGCAAAGCGCAAGGUGGAAGAGGCGACGCGCGAGGCCGAGGCGGCGCAGAACCACGUGCUGGAAAAGGUGAGCAAUCUGCGUUCACCCAUCUGCUGCGUGCUUGGCCACGUCGAUACCGGGAAGACGAGCCUGCUCGACCGCAUUCGCAUGACGAACGUGCAGGGCGGCGAGGCCGGCGGCAUCACGCAGCAGAUCGGCGCCACCUUCUUCCCGCGUGAGAAGCUCGUCGCGGAUACGGCGGAGUUGAAUAAGAAGUACAACUACAAUCUCGACGUGCCCGGACUGUUGGUGAUCGACACGCCGGGCCACGAGUCGUUUACGAACCUCCGCAGUCGGGGUAGCAGCCUGUGCGACAUUGCCAUCUUGGUCGUCGACAUCAUGCAUGGGCUGGAGCAGCAGACCCGCGAGUCCAUCCGCCUGCUGCGCGAGAAGCGGUGCCCCUUCAUCAUUGCUCUCAACAAGGUCGACCGUCUGUACGACUGGCAGGCGCACGAGAAUAUGGACAUCCAGCAGACACUCGCGCUGCAGAAGCCGCACGUGCGCAACGAGUUCAACACGCGCUGGAGCCAGGUGAAGAACGAGCUCUCCGCGGAGGGGUUGAACUCGGAGCUGUACUACAACAACAAGGAAGUGCGCAAGUUCGUGUCGGUGGUGCCGACCUCGGCCAAGACGGGCGAGGGCGUGUGCGACUUGAUUCUGCUGGAGAUUCACCUCGUCCAGCAAUUCAUGGAGGGCAAGGUGACCUACAAGGAUGAUCUGCAGUGCACGGUGCUUGAGGUGAAGCCGAUCACGGGCUACGGCUUCACGAUCGACGUCAUCCUCAUCAACGGCAACUUACACGAGGGCAACGACAUCUGCCUGUGUGGACAGAACGGCCCCGUCUUCACGCAGAUCCGCUCACUGCUGACGCCGAAGCCGUUGCGGGAGAUGCGCGUGCGUGGUGAGUACGACCACCACAAGUCCAUCAAGGCCGCCAUGGGUGUAAAAAUUGCCGGUAACGAUCUCGAGUACGUCGUGCCGGGAACGCAGCUGCUCGUCGUGAAGCCCGGCGACGACCGCGAGAAGAUCGCCGAGCAGGUGAUGAAGGACGCAACGAACAUACACAAGUUCUUAAACCCGGACGGGGUGGGUGUCAGCGUGCAGAGCAGCACGUUGGGCGCGCUCGAAGCCCUGCUGUCGUUCUUGCAGGAGAUGAAGAUCCCCGUCGCGAGCAUCGCGAUUGGCCCUAUUCACAAGCGGCACAUGGUCCAGGUGCUGUCGAUGAAGAGGCGCGAACCGCGCUAUGCCGUCAUUCUCGCCUUCGACGUUGUCGUGUCGGACGAGGCGCGCGAUAUUGCGAAGAAAAACGACAUCGACAUCUUCGAGGCGAAGAUUAUCUACCACCUCUUCGACAGCUUCACGCGCUACAUCAACGAGUACGAGUCGCGCGAGAAGGAGCGUCUGCGUGCGGUGGCCGUUUUCCCGGUGUACAUGAAGCUGAUCGGCGAUGCAAUUCACGCGACGGACCCGAUUAUUCUACCCGUGAACGUCGAGCGUGGGCAGCUGCGGGUCGGCACCCCGAUCAGCGCGUUGAAGAAGAGCACGGAUGAGGUCAUCCCGAUUGGGAGGGUGAUGUCGAUGGAGCGUGACAACCGGCCGGUGGAGGUGGCGACGCCGGGCAUGGACGUUGCGGUGAAGAUCAACUCCGGUGAGUCGGGUGUGACGGCGGGCCGUCAGUUUUCGCAGGAGGAUACGCUGAUCUCGCACAUCUCCCGCCCCUCUGUGGAUGCGGUGAAGAAGUUUGCCGAUGAGCUGAAGCCGGACGACAUUCAGCUGCUGGCCACGCUGAUCAAGGUGCUGAAGGUGCCUAAAUGA
Molecule: messenger RNA, 3021 nt
Organism: Leptomonas pyrrhocoris
Lineage: Eukaryota; Euglenozoa; Kinetoplastea; Trypanosomatida; Trypanosomatidae
Product: putative translation initiation factor IF-2
Exons: 1
Coding region: 532-3021 (829 amino acids)
Molecular function (GO): translation initiation factor activity; GTPase activity; GTP binding
Source: RefSeq, a predicted model, not a curated record